AUGUCGGCUGCUACUAAGGAGAUACUCGGCCGUGUGCGGCAGAUGAUCCCGCCUAUGCUGGAGAAGUUUCAUAAAGGCCAGCUGGGACGAGUGGCUGUCAUCGGUGGUAGUGAGGACUAUACGGGCGCACCAUACUUCUCGGCUAUGGCCUCUGCGAGGCUUGGGUGUGAUUUGUCCCACGUCAUCUGCACCCCGACGGCGGCCACCGUCAUCAAGAGCUACUCGCCCAACCUGAUGGUGCACCCGCUGAUGCGCUCCUCGCCGUCCUCCCCUUCGGCACCCGUCAACUCGGGCUCGACCCAGGACACGGACCCGUCCCACAUCGCCGGCCGCAUCAUCCCCAUGCUGGACCGGCUCCACGUGCUGGUCAUCGGCCCGGGGUUGGGGCGCGAUCCGCUGAUGCAGGACACGGUCGCGCACGUCAUCCGCGCCGCGCGCGAGAAGGGCGUGCCCAUGGUGCUGGACGCCGACGCGCUGCUGGUCGUCCAGCGCGAUCCGGCGCUGGUGAAAGGGUACGGCCUUGCCGUGCUGACGCCCAACGUCGUCGAGUUCGGGCGGCUCACGCAUGCGCUCGGCGUGGACGACCAGGUGAAGGCCGCCCAGGAUGGCGCGGGGGGCGGUGAGACAGCCAAGGUCGAGGCGCUGGCGCGCGCGCUGGGCGGCGUCAUGGUCGUGCAGAAGGGCGCCAAGGACCACCUGAGCGAUGGGAAGGUCACGCUCACGGUCGAUCUGGAGGGCGGGAGGAAGAGGAGCGGUGGGCAGGGCGAUACGCUCACGGGCAGUAUUGCGACCUUUUUGGGGUGGCGCAAGGCCUAUAUGGAUGGCAUCUGGGACCACGGGAAGCCGCUCAGGGACGAGGAGCUGGUUGGUCUGGCUGUGUUUGGCGGCAGCGCUAUUACGAGGGAAUGCUCUCGGCUGGCCUUCGCGAAAAGAGGCCGCAGUCUGCAGGCGAGUGACCUCACGGACGAGGUGCAUACGGCCUUUCUCAACAUUUUCGGGGAGAUCGAAGAUGACAGCAGCGGCGCCAGGCUCUGA
This is a messenger RNA of Chaetomium strumarium, 1035 nucleotides long. Its product is annotated as Ribokinase-like protein. Bases 1 to 1035 code for a protein of 344 amino acids. The transcript is spliced from 4 exons. The record is from RefSeq and is a predicted model, not a curated record. Gene Ontology annotation, molecular function: ATP-dependent NAD(P)H-hydrate dehydratase activity. Gene Ontology annotation, biological process: metabolite repair. NCBI's taxonomy places the organism in Eukaryota, Fungi, Ascomycota, Sordariomycetes, Sordariales, Chaetomiaceae.